Protopterus annectens (West African lungfish) is the source of this 1367-nucleotide messenger RNA. It is a transcript of the gene ENOPH1, whose product is annotated as enolase-phosphatase 1. The transcript has 6 exons. NCBI's taxonomy places the organism in Eukaryota, Metazoa, Chordata, Ceratodontiformes, Protopteridae. Bases 508 to 1293 code for a protein of 261 amino acids. Gene Ontology annotation, molecular function: magnesium ion binding; acireductone synthase activity. The record is from RefSeq and is a predicted model, not a curated record.
CCGGAAAGACAAACAAAGUUCUAAGUCACUUAAAACGUUACAAAAAGAGUUUGCAUCAGCACAAUAAGAAGCUUGACACUUUUAAUGAUCGGCAUUAGUGAAUGAAUGCAGUCCUCAGCAAUGAACAAGAAAAUCAAACCUUUUUGAGAGACAAAGCAAAAACAAGGGCAUUCUGCAAAUUAAGAGACAGCUGAGCGAUAGCGUAACCUUGAUAAUACAUUGCUGUAAAAUUAGGAGCCCCGCCAUAUUGGUCGCAAAGACGAUGAAACAAGAUUCAAACAGAAAGGGGUGUGCGUGUAUAGCCAGUUUCCCUUGCUGCCUUGCUCUAACAAUUUGGACUACAGUAAUAAGCACGAAGUAAUCCACAUUCCUUUAGUCUAGACUAACAUAUCUUGCGGGUAUUACAAAGAAGCCCAAGGAUAUCUGCUGUACUCUGACGUGGUAUGCUCCAGUAGCUCAUGAGAAUUGUCUCCGGCAUUUAUAUGCAAAACAGUUUGACUCGUCAAUAUGGCAAUCCGAGCAGUACCUGCUGAUGUGACCGCAUUCCUUUUAGACAUUGAGGGCACCACUACACCAAUUACGUUUGUUAAAGAGGUUUUGUUUCCGUACAUCGAGAAAAAUGUGAAGGACUAUUUACGUGCCCACUGGAACACAGCCGAGUGUCAAGAAGAUGUGAAGGAGCUCCGACUCCAGGCUGAAGAGGAUUCAAAAUCAGGCCAUGCAGUCCAUAUCCUUUCCAGUCCUAGGGAAGAAGGUCCUCUUGAGCAAACUAUGCAGAAUGUGGUAGACAAUGUCCUCUGGCAGAUGUCUUUAGACAGAAAGACAACAGCAUUAAAACAGCUUCAGGGUCAUAUGUGGAGGACUGCUUAUGCAAGUGGGCAGCUGCAAGGCGAAAUCUAUAGUGAUGUUGCACCAGCAAUCAGGAAAUGGAGAGAAGCAGGAAACAGGGUGUACAUUUAUUCCUCAGGGAGUGUGGAGGCACAGAAAUUACUUUUUCGGUAUUCUACAGAAGGAAACUUGUUAGAGCUUUUUGAUGGCCAUUUUGAUACUCAAACUGGGCAGAAGGUAGAAAGUGAAAGUUACAGAAAGAUUGCCCAAGUGAUUGGCUGCUCUGUAAACAAUAUUCUAUUUCUCACAGAUGUCACCAAAGAAGCAAAAGCUGCAGAGGAAGCUGGAGUCAAUGUAAUGGUGGUGGUGAGACCAGGAAAUAUAGAGCUUACAGAGGAAGAAAGAGCUCACUAUGCCCAAAUAAGCUCCUUCUCUGAACUUGCGCUGUCUGCCUAUGGCUCCUGACAAGAGCACAAGCACUAGAAGUCAUGUCCAAGAGGGCUUAGUUUAAAACUAAAUAAAAAACAUAUAUUAAAUGA